UUGAACCCCUCUAUUUACUCUCCAUACAAUAAACACUACACCUCGGUACUCCCGGUCCAUUCACAAAGCACAGGGGAAGCAGAUUCAUUACCUCCAUUUUCCAAGCUUCCUUUACCGCGCUCACACUACCACACAGCCCUUUCCACUGCAACCAACGCGUUUCUUCCACUCACCAUUUUUCUCUCCAAGAGCACAAGCACAUUAUCGCAUACGUUGGAUUGUUCAAGUUAAAAGGGACUUGUUUUGCGUAAUUUGAGGCAGGGCAAGUGAACGAUAGAAAAUGGGGAGAGCUUCAAGGGAUAAGAGGGAUAUCUAUUAUCGGAAAGCAAAAGAGGAAGGUUGGCGUGCUCGAAGUGCCUUUAAACUCCUUCAGAUAGAUGAGGAAUUCAACAUUUUUGAAGGAGUGAAGCGUGUUGUAGAUUUAUGUGCUGCCCCGGGUAGCUGGAGUCAGGUUUUGAGUCGUAAAUUGUAUCUCCCAGCCAAGCUUGCGCCUGAUUCAAAGGGUGAAAAUCUUCCUCUUAUUGUUGCUAUUGAUUUGCAACCAAUGGCUCCAAUUGAAGGUGUCAUUCAGGUGCAGGGUGAUAUAACUAAUGCUCGAACAGCUGAAGUGGUCAUUAGACAUUUCGAUGGCUGCAAGGCUGACCUGGUUGUGUGUGAUGGUGCUCCUGAUGUUACUGGGCUUCAUGACAUGGAUGAGUUCGUACAGUCCCAACUCAUACUUGCAGGGUUGACAAUUGUUACUCAUGUACUUAAGGAAGGAGGAAAGUUUAUUGCAAAGAUAUUUAGAGGAAAGGACACGAGCCUUCUGUAUUGUCAGCUAAAGUUAUUCUUUCCUGUAGUGACAUUUGCAAAACCAAAAAGCAGCCGCAAUUCAAGCAUUGAGGCAUUUGCAGUCUGUGAAAACUAUUCUCCUCCUGAAGGAUUCAAUCCAAAAGAUCUGCAUCGUCUUCUUGAGAAGGUUGGAAGUCCCUCGGGGGUAGAUGAUACAGAUUGUUGUAGUGGAUGGUUGGAAGGCCCUAAUAAGGUGUAUAUCCCAUUUCUAGCUUGUGGUGACCUCAGUGGGUAUGAUUCUGAUCGUUCAUAUCCACUACCUAAAGUUGAUGGGGGGACAUAUCAGAGCUUGGAUCCUGUACAACCCCCAAUUGCUCCACCUUACAAGAGAGCUCUGGAGCUAAAAAAGGCCUCCAAUCAAGGAGUUCGAGAUCCUGAAAACCUCUCAUUGGAUUCUUGAUCGUGCUAUACACUGUUUAUUCAUAAUGUCAUUUGGAACUGUGUUUUUCGAUUCUAAAUUAUUAACGUACGUGUGAACUUUAACACUUUCUUUUCUCUUGUACAUCAUUGCAUGCCUGACUAGUCUCUUGUUGUAACAAUUUUUGAAACGAAUACAGAUUAUUCUAAAGUAAUCAUCUAAACA
Molecule: messenger RNA, 1414 nt
Organism: Vigna unguiculata (cowpea)
Lineage: Eukaryota; Viridiplantae; Streptophyta; Magnoliopsida; Fabales; Fabaceae
Product: S-adenosyl-L-methionine-dependent methyltransferases superfamily protein
Biological process (GO): tRNA methylation; cytoplasmic translation
Cellular component (GO): cytoplasm
Molecular function (GO): tRNA methyltransferase activity
Source: RefSeq, a predicted model, not a curated record